Molecule: messenger RNA, 1293 nt
Organism: Lactuca virosa
Lineage: Eukaryota; Viridiplantae; Streptophyta; Magnoliopsida; Asterales; Asteraceae
Source: the annotation of a GenBank genome assembly
AGCCUCUUUCUAAUAACGGAUAUUCAAAGAAAACAGAACACCAAUAAAAUGUGAAUAAAGGGAUUUCACGUGGCUGUAACUACUGCAUCAAGAGUUGUAAUUUCACGGCGGCGAUGAACAAUCCAAUCCCAAGUCCCAAACAUUUGUAACGAACGCUACCGAUUUGAAGUUCUUCACUCCCGCCGCCACCUAGAUCUGCUCAAAGAAGCCUACCCCUAAUCUCCAAUACGCUACCAAAAAUGGCAAUCAGAGAAACAGGAAUCAUCAGAAACAAAGAACAGAUGAGGAAUUGGACAAGAUCUAUGAGAGCUCAAGGGAAAACAAUCGGAUUAGUUCCAACAAUGGGUUACCUCCAUCAAGGCCAUCUCUCUCUCAUCGCCGAAGCUCGAAAACACGCACAGCUUAUCGUGGUCUCAAUCUACGUAAAUCCCGGUCAAUUUUCCGCAAAUGAAGAUCUGUCCACAUACCCCUCUGAUUUCCAAGGCGAUAUUGAAAAACUCCAGUCGACUCCAGAUGGCGUAGAUGUUGUUUUCAAUCCCUAUAAUAUGUAUGAUUAUGGAGAAGAGAGGGAACGAUCAGGUGGGAAGAAGAGAGAGAAAGAGGAGGGAGUAGUGUCUUGUUUGGAGGACGAGAGAGGAGGGGGAUUCGGACAUGAGACAUGGAUUAGGGUUGAGGGGUUAGAGAAGGGAAUGUGUGGGAAGAGUAGGCCUGUGUUUUUUAGAGGUGUUGCUACUGUUGUGGCUAAAUUGUUUAAUAUAAUUGAACCUGAUGUUGCUGUUUUUGGGAAGAAGGAUUAUCAGCAAUGGCGGAUCAUUCAACGAAUGGUUCGAGAUCUUGAUUUUGCAGUGAAGGUGAUUGGUUCUGAGAUGAUACGAGACAAAGAUGGCUUAGCAAUGAGCUCUCGGAACGUGCAUCUUUCACCCCGAGAAAGGGAACAGAUACAAACUGUUAUGUUCUUUUGUGAUAUUUACAAAAACCAUAUGCGUGCAAGGCAUUUGUCGAUAAGUCGGUCGUUAUUUGAAGCCAAGAAGGGGAAAAACAUUUGUAGUGAAUUGAGAAGAUCAGUGAUUGAAAGUAUAGAAGCAGCAGGUGGAAAGAUUGAUUAUGUUGAGAUUGUGGAUCAAGAAAGCCUAGAAGCAAUUAACGAUGAAGAGAUUACACGUGGUGGAGGUGGAGGGGUUGUUAUAUGUGUUGCAGCAUGGUUUGGGAAGGUGAGGUUGAUCGACAACAUGGAAAUUGAUGUAUUGCAGCAUAGCUGAUAGCUUAUUAUAACGAACACAUGGGACUUAUGUU